AUGUCUGAAACUCACUUCUUUGAACAAAAAGAUGGAUCGAAAAUUGCAUACAGAAUUUUCGAGCCAGAAACUAUUAAAAAUGAGAUUCCUCUUGUAUUAAUCAUGGGACUUGGUGGCACUAAAGAGACCUUUAUGGGCUAUGAAGAAGUAAUUGUAUUUGAUAAUCGUGGAAUUGGAGAAUCAACCGUUGUUUCUCUAUCUGAUCCCAUCACGAUUGAAUUAAUGGCUCAAGAUACAAUUGAAUUGAUUAAACAUCUUGGAAUUAAAAAAUUUAACUUAUUUGGAGGAUCUAUGGGUGGUAAUAUCGCACUUUGUAUUGCCUUGAACAUUCCAUCUGAUCUUAAGUUAGAGAAAUUAAUAAUUGGCUGCGGAUUUGCUCGAUUUCCGACUGGAGAAAAAUUUCAAGAAGCUGAUAAAUAUUUUUCAUUACCAGAAAUGAGCCGUCCUAAAACUAUUCAGGAACAAAAAGACAUGCUUCUUAAAAGCGAAAAGAAUUUUGCUGAUUAUCUACUUGAACAUCCUGAUAAAUUUGAUAAAGUUGCAGAACACUUAGCCAACACUAAUGAUAGUAGACCAUUUGAAAUUUAUAAAAGUCAAUGGGAGGCAAUUAAAAAGACUGAUCUUAUUUCAAGACUACAUAUGAUCAAAGUUCCAACUUUGAUAAUUCAUGGUGAAGCCGAUGAAGUGGUUCCCAUUCAAGCGGCUGAGUUACUUGAUCGUGAAAUCCCUAAUACACAGUUUUAUAGGAUUCCUAAUGUUGGGCAUAGUAUUUACGUAAUGGCUCCUGAAUCUACUAUUAUCAUCAAUGAAUUUUUAAACAAGGAAAUUACGGCCAGAGUUAUUUCAUGCUUAAUUUAG
Messenger RNA from Dentiscutata erythropus, 858 nucleotides. The record is from the annotation of a GenBank genome assembly. Lineage: Eukaryota; Fungi; Glomeromycota; Glomeromycetes; Diversisporales; Gigasporaceae.